This is a messenger RNA of Cylas formicarius (sweet potato weevil), 2491 nucleotides long. RefSeq names its product cilia- and flagella-associated protein 91-like. Lineage: Eukaryota; Metazoa; Arthropoda; Insecta; Coleoptera; Brentidae. Bases 53 to 2491 code for a protein of 812 amino acids. The record is from RefSeq and is a predicted model, not a curated record. The transcript has 12 exons.
AUAAGCAUAUUUGGGGCAUUACUUACGUAUCACGGCCCAAGAACAUUUCAGAAUGUUUUCCUCGAAACUGAUACCUUACAGGCCUCACGACUACAAAUACGAUCCCAUAUUUACAGUUUCGGGUCCAGCAGAUCAUUACAAAGCUGCUAUGGUGGCGAAAAUGUCGUCGUUAAAAUUCCAAAUAUGCCCGGUUUUCCCGAAUAUGUUUUCGGAUUUGCCAAGCCACCCCAGAAUUCAAUUAGUCCAAAGAAGAACCCCACCCGUACAAUCUUACGCAGAAAAGCUACGCAAUUCGCGAAAGAGAGAUGCGGCACUGACCAGACCUGUGGACCUACGCGGUGCAGAUAGGGCAAAAUUUAUUUGCGCAGUAAUUAAUUUACCACCCAAGGGAUUUAUGCCCUAUGCUGCUCAAACGCCUUCGUUUAGUAUUCAGAGGCAAGACCAACAGAGAUCCGAACAGGCCGCAACAUCGAGUAUUAUUCUUGCGGCCAAUGGUCAAAAGAACACAAAAGAUGCUCAAGUUGAAACCGUGUAUAGGGAUUCGACCGCGCAAACAGUACCUUGGCAACCUGACCACAAAAUCGUCGGUGAUGGUGAUCCGGAAAUAUUAAAACUGGAUUUUUUGAAGUGGGGAAGCGGUUUGCCUGUUGGCAUGCACGAGGUUAGACUAAUCGAACGAGCAAGGAUGAAAAGGGCCUGGGAAAAUGUGAUCAAGCCCAACAUAAAUGAUGAAGCAUCGCUAAUGAAGUUUAGGGAUUAUGUUGAAGCAUUGGAAAGGGACGAAUGGGUUUUUAGGGAGGCGGAGAUACAAGAAAUUCAAGAGCUUAGGUUGGGCCUUUUAGAACAAAUGCUCGGUGAAAUUCACGAAAAAGCGGCGGAUAGGACAGAACGCAAACUGAACAAUUUUAUGAGGAUUCAACUAAAGCGCAAACAAGAACAGCUCGAGAAAGUGCGCAAAAAAGCGGCUAGAGAAUUAAGAAAACUGAAUUUGGCCCAAAACCGGCUGGGGUGUAAGUAUCGAGAAGAGAACAUAAUUGAAGAACAUACCUCCAAAAAGUCGGAAAUAUACGGUCCACUGAUGAGACACGGCGAACAUCCGAAACGCUGGCAUCAUGUUGUGGACGAGAGAUUGAAAAAAUAUAGAGCCCAAUUUAUCGGCGUGGAGCAGUUCAGUACACUUCCCCGAUGGUUGGAUCGAGCUACCGAACUAAGGAAAUUUGAUAAAAAGGAAAGUAAACGUGGACCACCGCAGCUAUGCAUUAGGGAAACCAAAUGGACAACUCCCGUACUUGAACAGCUGCACGACGAACUUAAAAAUCUCAAAAAGGGACGUCGAAAACCGCCUUGCACUUUACGCAUUAGAAACAAAGAAACUGUAGAGGAUUCCAAUACGCCGGAAGUAGAAGGUAUCCCUCAGGAGUUGGAAGACCAAUACCAAGCAAUGGUGUUUUUGCAAAGUGUUAUUAAAGGCAGAGCCGUCCAAAUGCUGGUGCACGAAGGUAGAGACAAUUGCAAAGAGUUAAUCGGGGAAUUGAAAAAUUCGGUUGGCUUGCUGAAGGAACAAAAGGAGCUCCGCGCCAAAGAGAAAAACAAAGUUAGGUCCCAGCAACGCGAAGAAGCCAUACAGAGUGUCAUGGUUUCGCGUUUGCAAAGCACCCUCGGAAAGUUGCAAGGGCAAGUAGUCGGGUCGAUUUUGGAUUUCCUGAACAAAGAAUUGAGGAGGUUGCUGGAGGAGCGCAAAGCCCACGCGAUUUGCUGGGCCAACGAGCGCGAAAGGAAUAUUCGCGAAGCCGUAGAAGCGGGCCGCAGGCAAAAGGAGAUACGGCGCAGGAAAGAACAUGACGAGAUGUUCAAGCAAGUGGUAACAGUGGUUCAUGAUUCGGUGGACGUGUACCUGCAAGAGAUAAUAACUGAAGGGAUAGAGUUCGCGUCGAAAGAGGAGGCGACCAACUAUGUAAUGAAGUUGGCCUCGAAACUGGAGGGACAAAUUGACGAAAUCGAUAAAGCGUACUCUACGGAAGGCGUUGAACCCCAAGAUGAAAUGAUUGCUGAUCUGGUUCAUCAUUUUGUAUUGCCCGAUAUCGAAAAAAAUAUCAUCAGGCAGAAAAUGCUCAAAAAGCAGAAAGAAAACUUGAAACUUAUACACGACACCAUUUAUUCAAACAUUGAAACUAUACCAAAAUCGGAUACUCCUAGUACAUCUACAGAUGCAUCAGGCUUUCCAAAUUCCCCUGCAGUUGACUUCAACUCUAGUGGUAAUGAAAUACCAAUAACGCACCCUGAUGCUUUGGAAAUAUAUCUAUCCAUGCUUGCUGCACAAGAUGAUGAUCAAUUAGAAACCCAAAGAGGUCCCUUUGAAAUGCCUGAAAUAUUAUCCACCCAGCAAGGAUUUACCAACAAUUUGGAAACUAUCCCAGAAAUUACUGAAAGUGUGGCUACCACUGCUGAUGAUGCAAAUAUUGAAGAAAUUGAAACUGAUUUAAAUGGAUAA